Molecule: messenger RNA, 1050 nt
Organism: Dovyalis caffra
Lineage: Eukaryota; Viridiplantae; Streptophyta; Magnoliopsida; Malpighiales; Salicaceae
Source: the annotation of a GenBank genome assembly
AUGGCCUUUUCAAUAUGCUCUACAAAGACCAUCCUCUUUCUCUUCCUCAUAUCAGCGGUUCCUAUCGCCUUUAUUAUCUCUAUGGAGUUAGCCAAGCCUCUAACCCACGUGUACCACUACCACAGCUCCGGAUUCUUUCGUGAGUGCGCCAAGUGGGACGAUCUCAACCGUCGAUUCCUGGUCUCCUUCAUGGACGGUGGCAUCGGCGAGAUUGCUGUCGAAGAUCAGUCAUCGUCAUCGGAAGAGACUAUUUUAAAGGAAGUUACGGUGGUUAAAGACGCUGACUUGACCGGAAACUCUUCUCUUGGCAUCGUCGUUGACCGGCCGAGGAAUCGGCUUCUAGUGGCGAUUAGUGAUAUAAUGGGAAACAAAUACAACGCACUCGCUGCUUAUGAUUUGUCCACGUGGGAUCGUUUGUUUCUUACCAAACUUACUGGACCAGACAAUUUCACCCCGCUAGCAAGAGCAUGCCAUCGAGACCCCAGAAAAGGCUCUCUCAAUAAUGAGAAAUCCUUCGCCGAUGAUGUAGCAGUUGAUGCAGAAGGUAAUGCGUAUGUUACUGAUGCCAAAGCCAAUAAAAUUUGGAAGGUCGGGACGGAUGGGAAGUUCCUAUCCUUCAUCAGAAACCCACUCUUCAUUGCGAAAGAGUGGUACAAAAACUUGGUUGGGCUAAAUGGAAUUGUUUACCACCCAGAUGGAUUCUUGAUUGUCAUCCAUACUUUUAGUGGCAAUUUAUAUAAGAUUGACCUAGCCAAGGAAGAUCAUGAAGUCAAAUUAAUCAAAGUACAUGGAGGCUCACUUGCAUUUGGAGAUGGCCUAGAACUUCUGUCUCCCACUAAACUUGUAGUUGCAGGAAACCCUUCUGGGAGAUUAGUGGAGAGCUCUGAUGGGUGGGAGACGGCUUCUGUUGUGGCAAAGUUUAAAGGGCCUGCACAUAGGUUGGCAACAGCAGCAACUGUGAAGGAUGGGAGGGUUUAUAUUAACCACUUGCUUGGUAUGGGAUACCCUAAAAAGAAGCAUGCUCUUGUUGAGGCUGUUUUUUCUACUUGA